Molecule: messenger RNA, 1748 nt
Organism: Sinocyclocheilus grahami
Lineage: Eukaryota; Metazoa; Chordata; Actinopteri; Cypriniformes; Cyprinidae
Product: prolyl 3-hydroxylase 1-like
Exons: 10
Coding region: 96-1748 (550 amino acids)
Biological process (GO): collagen fibril organization
Cellular component (GO): endoplasmic reticulum
Molecular function (GO): collagen binding; protein binding
Source: RefSeq, a predicted model, not a curated record
CUUUCGCACAGUCCUGGAGCUCCACCCUCUCCAAAGACUUUCUGGGAUUCUCCAAAACCAAGUUCUACCUCACAGACAGGCCUACAGGCUCCGAGAUGUGGACCUCACUGUCCUUGAUAUCAGUCCUCUCCACUGCCCAUUUCACCUUGUGUGACACUCAAACCAAUGGAAUAUUUGAGCCGUACGAUCUGCUUUUUGAUAACGCGGUGGAGGCGUAUUAUAAGCAGGACUGGCUGGCUGUGAUCUUGAACAUGGAAAGAGCUUUGCGGAAUAAAGCAGCGCUGCGUAAAAUCCAGACGCACUGCCGCUUAUCCUGCGCGAAUCACACCGCUUUCGGGGACCCUUUCUCAGGUGUGGGUGUCCCGAUCCCAGGAACCGGGGCCGUGGAGGAUUUAGCGUUUUUCCAUAGGAUUCUCAAACGGGCCGAUUGUGUGAAUGCAUGUGAAAGCGAGAAACUGGGACCACCGACACUCCAUAAAGUUAGUGAGACUAUCGAGCUGGAGUUCAAGAAGAGGACGCCUUACAAUUACCUGCAAGUGGCUUACUUUAAGAUAAACAAGCUUGACAAGGCAGUGGCAGCAGCAAACACAUUUUUCUUGGCAAACCCUGACCACGUAGAGAUGAAACAGAAUUUAGAGUACUACAUGAUGAUGGCUGGGGUGCAAGAGACAGAUUUCAAGGACCUGGAGGAGAGACUGCACAUGGCUGAAUUUUUAGAGGGCAAGAUUCAUUACAGUGCAGAAGAUUUUGCCCCAGCCAUCGAGCACUUUGAAGCCGCUGUUGAAGAAUAUUUCACCGCUUAUGAAGAAUGCAGGGUUCUUUGCGAGGGAGCGUUCGAUUAUGAUGGUUACAAGUACAUGGAGUAUAACGCCGAUCUCUUUCAAUCUAUGACAGAUCAUUACCUUCACGUUCUGAACUGCAAACAGAACUGCGCUGUGGAUCUGGCAUCCACCGCUGGAAGAGAGAAGCCUUUUGAAGAUUUCCUCCCAUCGCACUUUAACUACCUUCAGUUCUCAUACUAUAACAGUGAGAAAUACGAGCAGGCUAUUGAGUGUGCUAAAACAUACCUGCUCUUCCACCCUGAGGAUGCGGUCAUGGCUCAGAACCUGGCGUACUACUCAGCUGUGCUGGGAGACGAAAAAGCCGUCAACAUUACAGCCAGAGAGGUUGUUAAGCAGCACAUUAAGAGGUCUUUGCUGGAAAAAGAGCUUCUUUACUUUGGCUAUGAGAUGUUUGGUAAAACUUUUGUUGAUCCAGACACAUGGACCCCUGAGGAUAUCAUACCCAAGAAACUAAGAGACAAACAAAAGGCGGACAAAGAAACAGCCGCGAGGAUUACAGAGGAGAUCAGUAACCUGAUGAAAGAGAUCGAGACACUUGUAGUAGAGAAAAGUAAAGAAUCAUCAGACCUGGACAAGAUGGUGAAAGACGAUAUCAAUCCAGGCCCUCCUCCAGAAACUGCCGACAAACUCCCGUUUGACAACAUUACGGAAACCCUGACAUCCUCAGCCCUGAAUGGUUCACAGCGGGUCGUCCUGGAUGACGUAAUCACGUCCGACGAGUGUCAGGAGCUUCAUCGCCUCUCCACUGCAGCAGCUAUUCAAGAUGCUUUUAAAGCAACACCCUCCCCUCAUUCGGCGAGUGAGAUGUUUCAGGAUAUUAUGGUUCUCAAAGCUCUGCAGGUGAGACCUACUUUACUAAAGGGUUUAAAAAAAAUCCUCUUGAAAUCAAUGAAAUCCCACACCUAA